Dama dama (fallow deer) is the source of this 1629-nucleotide messenger RNA. Its product is annotated as nascent polypeptide-associated complex subunit alpha, muscle-specific form-like. NCBI's taxonomy places the organism in Eukaryota, Metazoa, Chordata, Mammalia, Artiodactyla, Cervidae. The coding region runs from base 1 to 1629 and encodes 542 amino acids. The transcript is spliced from 5 exons. The record is from RefSeq and is a predicted model, not a curated record.
AUGGUCAUCGCCUCAGCCCUGACUCCCGGUCACACCCCAAACACUGGCUUCCGAACGCUCACAUGUGCCCACCGGGUGGCCUGGAGCCCCCUGCACCGCCAAGCCUGCUGCCCACACUCACCACCGCAGAGCCCCUCGCUGCGGACCAGCUUUCUGAAGCCUGAACCUGCUGAAAGCAGCCAGGGGUCCUCAGCGGAGGAGUGCACAAGGUCUCCCGGCUCGAGUCCGCUGGAAAGGAGCGACUCCGUCCUCCCCGUCAGAGGCCGCGGAGCCCAGAGCUGGCUUGGCUCCCCCUCAGACCCGUCCGAAGCCCCGACUAAACCUACCACGGGAGCGUUUCCGAUGGGCCUCCCGGGACAAGUGCGCAGCUCUGGCUCCCACACCACGCGAGCGCCUCCCGAGUCACGCUACCCGCCUCAGAAAUGUCCAACUCGUGCCCCUGGCGACCCGCUCUCGGCGGGCCUGACCCCCACAGACACACGGCUCACCUCGAGCGCAGCCCCGCGGCACCCCUCUCCAAGGGGGCCGCCAGAGAGACAAGCUCGGGGAACGCCGCGGUUUUGGGGACUGGACUCGGAGGGCCGCAGGGGACGGUGGCCGCAAGUGACCUCCUGGAACCCUCGGGCCAGGCCGCCCUCACCCCCUGCAGCUGGCCUGCGGGACCCGCCCCCCGAAACCGCGCCCGGGCCCCCGAGAGCCUCCUGUUUCCACGACAACCGGAGAAGCCUGGCCUGGGCGGCCCAAGAGACGCCCCGUGCGGGCCCAGCCGCCCCGGCGCGUGCCCCCCGCCCCGGGGCCUCGCCGCCCAGCCAGCCUCCGCGCCCCGGAGUCCCGGACGCCACGGAGCGACCCCUGCCGCCGCUCCUCGCGCACCCCUCACCUCCAACGCAGCCCGCCGCCGCCGCCGCCGCGUUCCCGCGCGGCUCCCACCCUCGCCGUUGGCCCGAGCCCGUGUCCCGGACCCGCGCAUGGCGCGACGCCUCCUGCCGGCCGCCCAACGGACGGGGGCGGGCCUUCGGGGGCGGGGCUAGGUGGGCGGGGCCUCGAGGGGGGCGGGGCGGGCGGCGGGAAGACGGGAGCGCGAGCUCCUCCUGCGGCCAACCCGAGACACGGAGCGGGCCUCGGGAAGGGGCGGGACCUCCGAGGGACGAGCCGCUGGCCCAAUGGACGCGGCCUGACUCCUCGCGAUCACACGGGGCCAACCCCGGGACGCACAGGUCACCCUCCCGAAAUGGGCUGUCGGGCCACCGCCGGGAUGGGCGCCUCCCCUCCGACCACCACCACGAGCGUACACGUCGGUUCAAAAGCCCAUCGCGAGGCCAGGGAAGCCCCGCCGGCCGGCAGCCAGGCCUCCAGCAGCAAGCACUCCUGCUCGCAUCUGUCGUGACGAUCGCUAGUGGACUAACUGAGCAGGUGGUCAACGGCAGGCCGGCCCAGCGGCGCGGGAUGCCGGGGGGGGCCCCCCAACCCCCGCUCCUGCCUUCCUCUCCAACCUUCACACCAGCUCCACCUCUCGCCCUGCCCUGGAAGUGCCCCCCUAACUCAGGAGCGGUGGCUGAAGUGCCGGAAUGCCCAACAGGCCACUCUGCGGCCAACCCCUCCCUCCCCCGACUCCUUGGGACACAGUAG